ACCAUCAUCACAUCAUCCAUCCAUACUACACUCUAUACCCUUUUCAUUUCCACAUCCUAACACACCUUCGCCAUGGCUAUCUCAAAGAAAGCCGGCAAAAAGGGUGGUGCUGGAACGGCAACAGGAGGUGGAAAAGUUGCUACUUCUGCGCCUCCAAAGAAAGGUGGAGUUGCAAAAGCAGAUUGGAGAGAAGGUUUCAAAAAACCACAAGCUGGUGUCUCGGAUAUGACUUUAUUGACAACGAUCAGUAAUGAUGCCGUCAAUCAAAAUUUAGAAAAAAGAUUCAAAAAUGCAGAAAUAUAUACCUACAUCGGACCAGUCUUAAUUUCCGUCAAUCCUUUCAGGGAUCUUGGAAUUUAUACAGACGAUGUUUUGUCAUCGUAUAGAGGCAAGAAUAGGCUCGAAAUGGCACCACACGUUUUCGCAAUUGCUGAAACAGCUUAUUACAACAUGAGCUCAUACAAGGACAAUCAAUGCGUCAUUAUCUCCGGUGAAUCAGGUGCGGGUAAAACAGAAGCAGCAAAGAGAAUUAUGCAAUAUAUCGCAGCCGUAUCCGGUGGAUCAGGAUCAGAGAUUCAAGAUGUCAAAAAUAUGGUCUUGGCAACAAACCCUCUUUUGGAAAGUUUCGGAUGUGCAAAAACGCUUAGAAAUAACAACUCUUCUCGACAUGGUAAAUAUUUGGAAAUCAUGUUUAAUGCGCAAGGUGAACCGAUUGGGGCCAAUAUCACAAAUUAUCUAUUGGAAAAGGCAAGAGUUGUUGGUCAAUUCAAGGGCGAACGUAACUUCCACAUUUUCUACCAAUUAACCAAAGCAGCCUCUCCCGAACAACGUGAAUACUUUGGUCUUCAAGAACCAUCAGCUUAUGCAUACACAGCCAACUCAAAAUGUCUGGAUGUUGACGGAAUCAACGAUGUGCAUGACUUUGAUGAGACAUUGAAUGCCAUGAACAUUAUUGGUCUAUCAGGCGAAGAACAAAAUGAUAUUUUGCGUAUGUUGGCCUCGAUUCUUUGGCUCGGAAACGUUUCCUUUGUGGAGAAUGAUCAAGGCAAUGCGCAAGUGGCUGACCAGGGUGUGCCCGACUUUGUCGCCUAUCUCCUCGAAGUUGAUGCUACUGCAGUCACGAAGGCAUUAACAGAACGUAUUGUUGAAACAUAUCGUGGUGGACGUCGUGGUUCAGUGUAUGAAUCGCCCAAUAACCCUGUUCAAGCCAACGCCGUUCGUGAUGCAUUGGCAAAGGCUAUCUACAACAACUUAUUUGAAUGGAUCGUUGCUCGUGUUAACAAGUCCAUGGCUCCACGUCAGACUGCAGCCAAUGUGAUCGGAGUGUUGGAUAUUUAUGGAUUUGAAAUCUUCGAGAACAACUCAUUUGAACAACUUUGCAUUAAUUACGUCAACGAAACGUUGCAACAACUCUUCAUUCAACUUACCCUCCGUGCCGAACAACAGGAAUACGCAGAUGAACAAAUCAAAUGGACACCCAUCAAGUACUUUGACAAUCAAAUCGUGGUUGAUUGUAUAGAAGCUCGCAGACCUCCAGGUCUUUUUGCCGCUCUCAAUGAUGCCUGUGCAACCGCUCAUGCCGAUCCAGCUGCGGCAGAUAAUGCAUUUUCGCAACGAUUGGGCGCUUUAUCCUCUAAUCCUCACUUUGAGCCGCGUGGAUCGAAAUUCUUGGUGCGACAUUAUGCUGGGGAUGUGAUGUACGAUGUUCGUGGAAUGACCGAUAAGAAUAAGGACUCAUUGUUGAAGGAUAUUCUCAACUUGGUCGAUACUUCCAACAAUCAAUUCUUGCACACCUUGUUCCCAGAUCGACCUGAUCCGGACAGUAAGAAGCGACCUCCAACUGCUGGUGAUCGUAUCAAGACAAGUGCAAAUGCGUUGGUCGAGAAUCUGAUGCGAUCACAACCUCACUACAUCAGAACCAUCAAACCCAAUCAGAACAAGAGUGCAAGCGAAUACGAUACACCGGCUAUCUUGAAUCAGAUCAAGUAUCUCAACUUGACUGAAAAUAUUCGUGUCCGUCGUGCUGGUUUCGCUUAUCGUAAUACAUUCGAGAAGAUGGUUGAAAGAUUCUACCUUUUAUCACCUGCUACAUCCUAUGCUGGUGACUACACAUGGUCAGGAGAUAUGAGAAGUGGAUGUGAGAGAAUUUUGAAGGACACAGGUAUACCACCCGAUCAAUGGCAGAUGGGUGUAACAAAGGCAUUCAUCAAAGAUCCCGAAACAUUGUUUGCACUUGAAACGAUGCGAGAUAACUAUUGGCAUAAUAUGGCAAGAAGAAUUCAACGUGCUUACCGUAAUUGGAUUCGCUACAAGAACGAAGCCGCAAGAAGAAUUCAAAGGAUGUGGAUGAACAAGAAGGAGGGUAUUGUCUAUGCACAACUACGUGAUUACAGUCAUCAAGUCUUAGCGCAACGUAAAGAACGUAGAAGAUACAGUUUGAUAAGCAUGAGAAAGUUUAUGGGAGAUUAUUUGGAUGUGAAUGGAAGUAGCGCUGAAGGGGAGAUGUUGAAGCGAGCAUCAGGAAUGGCAAAUAAUGAGACUGUUGCUUUCAGUGGAAGGUGCGAUCUUCUCGUUUCUCGAUUGGGUCGAUCUAGUAAAGCACAACCGAGAUUCCUGCUCCUUACAGAUAAAGCUGUAUACAUAUUGAUCACCCAAUUAGUCAACAAACAGCCUCAAACGACAUGUGAACGCAAGAUCUUGCUUGGUGCCAUUUCUGGUAUCGGACUUUCAGGAUUGCGUGACGAUUGGGUGAUCAUCAACGUAUCCAAUUCUCAAGAGCCUGAUCCUCUCCUUCAUACGCCUUUCAAGACUGAAUUGGUAACACAUCUUUUACAAAGAACCAGUGGUGGUAUCAAUGUAAAUGUUGCCAAUCAUCUGGAGUACUCUAAAGGAAAGGAUAAGAAAGGUCAUAUUGACUUCAAGAAGGAUGAAACGAUUCAACGUGGAGAUGUGUACAAGAGUUCAAGUGUUGCAGUUCCCUCCGGUGAAUCACCUUCAUCGGUUAGCAGACCACCUGCAAAGAGAAAGCCGGGAAUCGUACGUCCGAUCACGCAAGGCAAACUCUUGAAACCCGGCGGUCCUUCCAAUGCGAACAGAAGACCAAAAGCUCAAGCAUUACCACGAAGUCAACCCAAGCCAGCUGCUGCUUUGCCUUCUGGUAAUACCAGAGCUGUUCCCGCUCAAAGGGCACCUAUUGCGCCACCAGCAGCGCCUGCUGCACCCGAAAAGCCGAUGUACAAAGUUUUGUACGACUUCCAUACCGAUCAAGAUGGUGAGAUGGCAAUCACGGCGGGCGAACAGGUAGAAGUAACAGCAAAAGAAGACAAUGGAUGGUGGUUAGUGAAGAAAGGAGGUAAAGAAGGUUGGUCACCAAGUGAUUAUUUGGAACUCGUUCCAGCCGUCAAACGUGCUCCUCCUGCCGCUCCUGCACCGGUCAAACGUGCACCACCACCUGCUCCUGGAAUCGGAGGAGGAGGUGUUGCUGCUGCUGCUGCUAGAGCAACACCACCAGUCGCAGCCAAAAAGCCAGCAGGAUUUGGUGCAAGUACGAAUGGCGCUUCAACACCACCAAUCGCACCCAAACCAAAAGCUGCGGUGAAUACAGCAGCCGGAAAACCACACGAGAAGCCAUCUUCAGUACGACCGGAUGCAGGGGCAGCACCCGUUGCUGUUUUACCAGGUAUGGAUCCAGGAGGUUUUGCUGCCGUUUUGGCGAAAAAGAAAGCUGCAAUGGCUGCUGAAAGAGGAGAAGCACCUGAAUCGAACGGUGAUUCGGCUGCUGCACCUCCUCCGGCCGCUCGUCCAACACCGCCUCAACCACCAGCUGGAAAAGGAAAACCACCCGUUGUUGCUCCCAAACCUCCUGCUGGAAACGGACGUGCAAUGCCACCACCACCUCCUAGACGACCCUAGAUGAUUUCAUUACAAUGAUUGAAGAAAAUGCUCCUUAUAUGAAUCCAAUUUUUUAUUUUCUAAUGGAUGUAUGAAUAUGCACAAUUGAAUAAUAAGAUAUUAAGAUCACAUUUACAAAUAAAGUUUG
Messenger RNA from Meira miltonrushii, 4039 nucleotides. Its product is annotated as myosin 1. Gene Ontology annotation, cellular component: myosin complex; cytoplasm; vesicle. NCBI's taxonomy places the organism in Eukaryota, Fungi, Basidiomycota, Exobasidiomycetes, Exobasidiales, Brachybasidiaceae. Gene Ontology annotation, molecular function: ATP binding; actin filament binding; microfilament motor activity. The transcript has a single exon. Bases 73 to 3912 code for a protein of 1279 amino acids. Gene Ontology annotation, biological process: endocytosis; vesicle transport along actin filament; actin filament organization. The record is from RefSeq and is a predicted model, not a curated record.